Molecule: messenger RNA, 1434 nt
Organism: Sphenostylis stenocarpa
Lineage: Eukaryota; Viridiplantae; Streptophyta; Magnoliopsida; Fabales; Fabaceae
Source: the annotation of a GenBank genome assembly
AUGGGAGCCUCUAGAUUUGUUUCGCGAGAUUUAUUCAGCUGGCUUACUGGGGAAUCUGCGAGUUCUCUUCCUCCUCUGGACACCCCACAUAGAGGGUUUCCCCCGCCAGCUUCACUGCCAGAUUAUAUUGAACCAGGCAAGACCAAGAUCACAACUCUCUCAAAUGGUCUAAAAAUAGCAUCAGAAACUUCACCAAACCCUGCUGCCUCAAUAGGGUUAUAUGUUGACUGUGGUUCCCUCUAUGAGACGCCAUUGUCAAGCGGGGCAUCGCACCUGCUAGAGAAAAUGGCUUUCAAGAGCACGACAAACCGAAGCCACUUUCGUGUUGUAAGGGAAGUGGAAGCAAUUGGGGGUAAUGUAGGAGCCUCAGCCUCUCGGGAGCAAAUGGGCUAUACUUUUGAUGCUCUGAAAACCUAUGUUCCACAAAUGAUUGAAUUACUUGUUGACUGUGUACGGAACCCAGCGUUCUUGGAUUGGGAGGUCAGCGAAGAGAUUCGAAAGGUGAAAGCAGAGAUUGGGGAACUAACAAACAAUCCCCAGGGCCUACUUAUGGAGGCAGUUCACUCUGUUGGUUAUUCUGGAGCAUUGGCUAUUCCACUUUUGGCUUCUGAAUCAGCACUGAACAGAUUAAAUGGUUCCAUUUUAGAGGAAUUUGUUGCCGAGAAUUAUACUGCACCUAGAAUGGUACUUGCGGCAUCUGGGGUUGAGCAUGAAGAACUUCUAUCCGUUGCUGAACCACUUCUCUCUGAUCUACCAAAUGUUCCACAUUCUCAAGAACCAGGUUCUACAUAUGUUGGGGGUGAUUUUCGUCGUCACGGUGAAUCGGGGGCUGCACAUGUAGCUAUUGCCUUUGAAGUGCCUGGAGGCUGGAAAAAAGAGAAAGAAGCAAUUGUUUUGACUGUUUUACAGAUGCUUAUGGGAGGAGGUGGAUCAUUCUCAGCUGGGGGACCUGGAAAGGGAAUGCACUCAAGGCUGUAUCUUCGUGUCUUGAAUGAAUAUCAACAGAUUCAAUGUUUUUCUGCAUUUAACAGUCUCUUCAACAACACAGGGUUAUUUGGCAUAUAUGCAACCACGAGCUCUGAUUUUGUGACAAAAGCUGUUGACCUAGCAGCCGAAGAAUUAAUAGCACUCGCAUCACCAGGACAAGUUUCACAGGUACAGCUUCACCGUGCCAAGGAAUCCACGAAGUCUGCAGUACUAAUGAAUUUAGAAUCCAGAAUGAUUGCAUCAGAGGAUAUAGGAAGGCAGAUAUUGACUUAUGGAGAAAGGAAGCCAGUGGAGCAGUUCUUAAAGGCAGUAGAUGCAAUCACUUUGAAUGAUAUUACUAAUUUUUCUGAGAAGAUUAUUUCCUCGCCUCUGACUAUGGCAUCCUAUGGGGAUGUUCUGAAUGUCCCCGGUUAUGAAACCGUUAGGAGCAAGUUCCAUGCAAAAUGA